Fraxinus pennsylvanica is the source of this 2394-nucleotide messenger RNA. The record is from the annotation of a GenBank genome assembly. NCBI's taxonomy places the organism in Eukaryota, Viridiplantae, Streptophyta, Magnoliopsida, Lamiales, Oleaceae.
AUGGCGAAUAUAAUUUUCUUUCGUCAAACAGCAAAUGAAAAUCCACAACUGAAUGCAUCAGCAGACAGAAAUCUUCCACCAUCCACUCCUUCUUCCUUCAUUCAAUUCAUAAAAUCUCAGGGUUUUGAGGUGGUGAUAGUUAUGGAUCCCAGAUUCAGUGAAAUGCACAAUACGAUAAAUGGAUUCAGAUUCGAUGAUGAAACUCUCUUACCCAGUUUUGAGCAAUCUCAUGACCAAAUUAAUGGAUAUAAAGAUGAUGUUUCUCUGGACCUUAAUAUUGCAGAUAUCCCUUUCCUUACAUUUAGCCCUGGCCUUGAAAAUUUCAAUCCAUCUUUAAGCGGGAGCUAUGAGGUGGAAUCUCCGGAUGAUCAAGAUUCUGAUCCAGUGCUAAAGUACCUAAAUCAGAUACUUAUUGAAGAAAACAUGGAUGAUAAGCCAAGCAUGUUCCAUGAUCCACUCGCUUUACAAGCUGCUGAGAAAUCCUUAUAUGAAGUCCUUGGCCAAAAGUACCCACCUUCACCGCAUCAAAAAUCUGAUUACUUUAACUGCAGUUCGGAAAGCCGAGAUGCCUUUUUUGGGAGUUCCAGCGAGUACACAAACAGCAGUAGUAACGGCACUAAUUCCGUUGAUCCACAGUGGGUUGUUGAUCCAGGUGAAUUUAAUUCGUCGGUGGAACAGAGUCAGUUGCUGGAUACUGCUUACAAAUCUGCCACGAAAACCAGUUCACAAUGGUCAGUUGGUUCUGUCAACAGCUUCAACGAUAAUAUCAAUAUCCAGGUGAGCUCUUUUGAAAAUACGAGCCUAAUUCCAAAUAUAUUCAGCGAUAGUGAGUCUAUCUUGCAGUUCAAGAGAGGGAUGGAAGAAGCUAGUAAAUUCCUUCCCCCUAGUAAUCAAUUGAUUAUCAACUUGGAUAAAUACACACUGCCUCUAAAAUCAGAUGAAACGACUCAGACGGUCAUGGUCAAGGUAGAAAAGGAUGAGAUGGAUCACUUAACUAAUGGCUUGAAGGGAAGGAAGCAUCACCAUCCAGAGGAUGGCGAUUCGGAAAAUGUGGAGAGAAGCAGCAAGCAGUCGGCAGUUUAUGUAGAAGAUGUGGAAUUAUCCGAAAUGUUUGACAAAGUCCUCCUUUCCACUGAUGUCAAAUGUGAGCCCAUGCAUUGUAAUGUGGACGCUAAAUUGCCUGGUGGAGAGGAAAAGUACUUGUUGCAGACUGUACUGCCUAAUGGGUCGAAUGGCGGAAGAACUCGUGCUAAGAAGCAUGAGAGUAAUAGUGAAGCCGUGGACCUGAGGACUCUUUUGAUCAGCUGUGCACAAUCUGUUGCUGCUGAUGAUCGUAGAAUGGAAUAUGUACAAUUAGAGCAGAUUAGGCAGCAUGCUUCUCCUACCGGUGAUGCAUAUCAGAGGUUGGCAUAUGUAUUUGCCUAUGGUCUUGAGGCGCGCUUUUCUGGCACUGGGACCCAGAUUUAUGCAUCCCUUGCAUCCAGGAAUAUUACAGCUGUUGAGAAGUUGAAAGCUUACCAGGUUUACCUUUCUGCCUGCCCAUUCAAGAAGAUAUCAAUUAUCUUUGCAAACAAGAUGAUUGUGGAAGCAGCAUCAGAAGCAAAAACACUGCAUAUUGUAGAUUUUGGUAUUCUUUAUGGUUUCCAAUGGCCUAUUCUCAUUCAGCAUCUUUCAAGGAGACCUGGUGGGCCCCCCAAGCUGCGGAUCACUGGAAUCGAGUUUCCACAACCUGGUUUUCGCCCAGCCGAAAGAGUAGAAGAGACUGGGUGCCGUUUGGCGAAAUACUGUGAACGAUUUGGUGUACCAUUUGAGUAUCAAGCCAUAGCGACACAGAACUGGGAGACAAUCAAAAUUGAGGACCUGAAGAUUGAACAUGGCGAGGUGCUUGCUGUGAACUGUCUGUUUCGUUUUGGUAGGCUGCUUGACGAGACUGUUGAAGUUGACUGUCCCAGGGAUGCAGUUCUGAACUUAAUUAGGAAAAUGAAUCCAAAUAUAUUUGUGCAUGCGGUUGACAGUGGAUCUUGUAGUUCUCCAUUCUUCGUUACACGUUUCAGGGAGGCUCUCUUCCACUACUCGGCAUUGUUUGAUAUGUUGGAUGCUACGCUACCUCGAGAUGAUCCGCACAGGAUGAAUUUUGAACAGGACUUUUAUGGGCACUCGAUAAUAAAUGUUAUUGCCUGCGAGGGGGCAGGAAGGGUUGAGAGACCUGAGACACACAAGCAGUGGCAAAUGCGGACUAUGAGGGCUGGUUUCAAACCCCUUUCUUUGAAUCGUGAGUUAAUGAAGAUAUUAAGAAAGAAAGUGAAGGCUGGCAAGACUAGAGAUAAUCUAAUGAUUCACCAGCCUUCUUUCAGAAGACACUUGUGGAUUAGACAGAUUCGUGAGAUGCACUAA